Hydra vulgaris (swiftwater hydra) is the source of this 1945-nucleotide messenger RNA. Its product is annotated as cytoplasmic polyadenylation element-binding protein 1-B. Lineage: Eukaryota; Metazoa; Cnidaria; Hydrozoa; Anthoathecata; Hydridae. The record is from RefSeq and is a predicted model, not a curated record. Gene Ontology annotation, molecular function: translation factor activity, RNA binding; ribosome binding; mRNA 3'-UTR binding. Gene Ontology annotation, cellular component: cytoplasm; neuron projection; nucleus. Gene Ontology annotation, biological process: negative regulation of cytoplasmic translation.
GACGAUUUUAUCUCUGGAACUUUAUGUGAAAGACUAACUCAGCUGUUGGAGCCCAUAUCUGGCUUGUCUAAACCUUCUUUUCAACAAGAAUCCAGAUCACAAGGACCUCCAAUCAAUAAUUUUAUCGACAAAAGUAACCUAAUUUUAAAAACUGCAUCUUCUAAUCAUCAUAUGGCAAGCCCAUCUUUUAAUGGAGAUUAUUCUAUUCCACUUAGAACAGUAGAAAAUAGAAAUAUAAAUGAAUACCACGGAUCUACUCGCAACAUAGAUAAUAUUGGGCCACUUAAAAGUUCGACUGGUAACAACCGGUUAGAUUAUUUAGUAUAUUCACCAGAACUAAACUAUAGUAAUGGAAGACAAUUAAGUUCAGGAGAGAGUUCUCAAUUCUGUUCUCAAACUCCUAUUAGUGUAUACACUCCGCCACAUUCACGGAAUACAAGCCCUGACGGUCUAUCAUUAUUAAAAAAUUUGUCUGUUGCUCAACUUGCUGCUCUUGCUCCAUAUGGCUGCUAUCAAUCGUCUCCAGUUAUGCCUUACACCCGGUAUUCUCCUUCAUCUCUUACACCAACACCACCAGCAACGCCAGAUUACAAUAUUUUAUCGCCGUUAUCAACAAAUCAAGAAAUAGAACUUGCUCGUAGAAGUUUACAAAUGUCUAAUUUUGGAAUGCCUGUUGGAACGGAUUAUCCGUUAGAGAAUAUAUUGAUGGAUCCUCGUUGGAACUCUUUAGGAGACUACUAUAGCGCCUCACAGGACAUCCUUGAACUUGAAAGACAAGCUCAAAACAAUAUUCACGAAUCUUGUGAGCCGUCGUUUACUUGGAGUGGUCAAUUACCAGCCAGAAAUUAUAAAAACCCAAUUUAUUCAAACAAAAUAUUUUUAGGAGGAGUGCCUUGGGAUAUUACUGAAACCGGACUUCAACAAGCUUUUCGUCCCUUUGGCCCUGUUAAGGUUGAAUGGCCUAAUAAAGAUAUGAAAAUCCAGAGAAAUCCACCUAAAGGAAGAGGCUACUGUUAUUUGCUAUUUGAGUCGGAAAAGUCAGUUAAAGCGCUUCUUUCUAAUUGCACUCACGACUUUUCUAGUGGCGGCGAUUGGUACUACAAAAUAUCAAGUCGUCGUAUGCGGUGCAAAGAAGUUCAAGUUAUUCCAUGGGUUCUAAGUGAUAGUAACUUUGUACGCUCUACAUCCCAGAAACUUGAUCCUAAUCGAACUAUAUUCGUUGGCGGUCUCCACGGAAUGAUUAAUGCAGAGGCACUCUGUCAAAUAAUGGAUGAUCUUUUUGACAACGUAAUCUACGCAGGAAUAGACACAGACAAACAUAAGUAUCCAAUAGGGUCUGGCCGUGUCACUUUUAGUAAUCAUCGAAGUUUUAUGAAAGCAGUUCAGGCUGCGUUUAUAGAGAUUCGUUCAACAAAGUUUACAAAAAAAGUUCAAAUAGAUCCUUAUCUAGAAGAUUCAAUGUGUAGCACUUGCCAUAUUAAUCCAGGACCUUUUUUCUGCAGAGAGCCUCAAUGCUUUAAGUAUUUUUGUCAUUCAUGUUGGACCUGGCAUCAUUCUCUCGAAAGCCUCCGUUUACACAAACCAAUGACAAGACAUAGCAAAUCCAUAAACGGUAUGAUGUAUUACUAGUACGUGUUUAUGUGUCUGUUACGUUAUUAUAAUAUAUAAAUAAUAUUAUCCUUGUACAUUCGAGUUUUUCACUUUACACGCAGUUUAAGAUUUAUAAUAAAAUUUUAGUGAGAGCUUUCAUUUUCUAGUUUUUAUCGCCGAUUGUACUUUUUUUUAAAUGUGUAACAAUGUUUGUUUUAAAAGUUUGUAAAAAAUAUCUUCUCUAAAUAUCUAUUUAUUUACGACAUUUUAUUUGAGCUUUUUUUGAAGUAGUAUAUAUAUAUAUAUAAAUACGAGUAUAAUACUCGAGUCUUUACCUGCGUUCGUGUUCUUUUUU